This is a messenger RNA of Lucilia cuprina (Australian sheep blowfly), 2508 nucleotides long. It is a transcript of the gene Atu, whose product is annotated as another transcription unit protein. The coding region runs from base 133 to 2388 and encodes 751 amino acids. NCBI's taxonomy places the organism in Eukaryota, Metazoa, Arthropoda, Insecta, Diptera, Calliphoridae. The record is from RefSeq and is a predicted model, not a curated record. Gene Ontology annotation, biological process: transcription elongation by RNA polymerase II; positive regulation of transcription elongation by RNA polymerase II. Gene Ontology annotation, molecular function: RNA polymerase II C-terminal domain phosphoserine binding. The transcript is spliced from 3 exons. Gene Ontology annotation, cellular component: nucleus; Cdc73/Paf1 complex.
AGUGGUUUAACCUCACUAAAACAGAGCUGUUCAAUUACAAUUUUGUGGUGUUUGUGAAAAGAAAAAAAAAAGUAAAAUUUUUUAGCAAACAUCGAAGAAUUUUCAUGGUUUUUAUAGAAAUAAAACCAAAAAAUGGUACAUAACAAUCAAGAAAAUGAUAGUGGCUCCGGCUCAGAUUCGGAUUCGAGUGGUAGUCGUAGCCGCAGUUCCAGUCGCAGCAGAAGUAAUACACCGGACAAUGUAAAAGCAGGAUCAGGCAGUGAUCGUUCACGGUCUGGCAGUCCAGCCGGCUCCGCUUCAGGUCGUUCUAGAUCUAACUCAAAAUCCAAAUCACGCUCACGUUCUCGUUCGGGUAGUGCUCAUAGCAAUCGCUCGGGUUCCGGCAGUCCCAGAAAAUCACGUUCGCGCUCUAGAUCAGGUACACCACACAGUAAUCGUUCAGUUUCGGCGGGAAGUCAUCAUUCUAAUACUUCCAAGAGAUCAGGUUCAGCUGCCAGUCAUCAUUCAGGAGCCAGUCAUCAUUCGGCCGCCAGUCAUCAUUCUGCCGCCAGUCAUCAUUCGAAUAACUCUAAAAGAUCGGGUUCUGCAGUCAGUCAUCAUUCGAAUGCAUCCAAAAGAUCAGGAUCCGCUGUUAGUCAUCAUUCGAAUGCAUCUAAACGUUCGGGCAGCCGUACCCCGGCCGCUUCCCCCAAACCAGCCACAGCUGCAGGCAAUGAAGCCAAGGGAAACGAAGAAGAAUCAAGAUCACAGUCCCCUAAUUUACAAAUAGACGAUAGGGCGGCCUCGCGCUCUAAAUCACGAAGCAGAAGUCGAUCAAAAUCUGGAUCACGUAAAUCUCGUUCUCGCAGUAAUUCUUCAAGAUCGCGUUCUGGCUCUAGAUCACGUUCGGGCACACGCAGUCGAUCCGGUACACCUCAUUCCCACAAAUCAGGCAGCGGUUCUGAAUCGGGUAGUGAUUUUGGCGGUAGUAAGGCAAAAAAGAAACGUAAAGCUGUAUCCAGUGGCUCAGAGGAGGAGGGAGACAAGGAAUCACCUUCGAAAAAUAAAAAAUCACGUAUUAUUGAUUCGGACAGUGGCAGUGAAGCGGAGCAGGAUAAAACGAAUAAAAUUGAUGCCCAAGAUAUUUUUGGUGACGCCGACGACAUCAGUCUCUCCGAAGAUGAGGGAGACGAUGAUAAAAAGAAAUCAGAUAGUGGUUCGGAAAAAGGUUCAACAAAAUCACGUUCCAAAUCAAGAUCUAGAUCACGUUCAAGGUCGUCUUCACGAGCCUCGGCUAGAUCACGUUCGAGAUCAAGGACUCGUUCACGUUCUCGCUCAAGAUCUAGAUCACGUUCGGCAGAGAGAGUAGAACAACCAAGGGAAGACGAACCAGAACCAAUACCCGAAACCCGCAUAGAUGUGGAAAUACCACGUAUUGUCACCGAUUUGGGUAGAGAAAUACAUUUCGUUAAGUUGCCCAAUUUCUUGUCCGUAGACACUCGCCCCUUUGAUCCCGAAACCUAUGAAGAUGAAAUAGAUGAGGAGGAAACUAUGGAUGAAGAAGGUAGACAACGUGUCAAAUUGAAAGUUAGUAAUACUUUGCGUUGGCGUGAGUAUAUGAACAAUAAUGGUGACAUGGUUAAGGAGUCAAAUGCCCGCUUUGUACGCUGGUCCGAUGGCAGCAUGUCUUUGCAUUUGGGUAAUGAAAUUUUCGAUGUUUUUAAGCAACCCCUACAUGGUGAUCACAAUCACAUGUUUAUACGUCAAGGUACCGGUCUACAGGGUCAAGCUGUUUUCCGUACAAAACUCACCUUCCGUCCUCAUUCGACGGAAUCCUUUACACACAAGAAGAUGACCAUGUCUUUGGCUGAUCGUUCGACCAAGGUAUCGGGUAUUAAGAUUCUCACCCAAGUGGGCAAAGAUCCCAAUGUGGAUCGUCGUUAUAAUCUUAAGAAGGAGGAGGAGAAGCUAAGGCAAGCUAUGCGCGAUCAGCACAAGCCUCAGCCUAAAAAGAAAAAGAGAGAUGAUGCUCGUGGAGGAGCUCAUGGAGCCUAUCAUCACGAUGAGGGUAGUGAUGAUGAAAAUGCCAUUUCUUUGAGUGCAAUUAAGAAUAAGUACAAAAAAGGCUCAACUGGUCCUGCGGGAGGAGAUCAAAAAGCUUCGGCUAUUUACUCCUCAGACGAAGAUGAUGGUUCCGAUUUUGAGGGUAGACGCAGCAAGAAACAUGUGGAUAAAACUAAAGUGGUUAAGGCUUUGCGCGACUCUGAUUCUGAAUCGGAUGUGGAACGCGGCACAGACAAGGGUUCCCACAGUGAACAUAGCGACAGUGGCGAUGAGAGUGGUGGAGCCAAAUGUGGAGGCGGUAGUGGCAGUGGUAGCGGUAGUGGUUCCGGCAGUGACGAUGAGUGAAUGGGGCGGGAAUCAGAAAAUUUCUUCGUUUUUAAGUAUUUUUUUAUAAAUAUUUUCUUUGUCGUUUGGAAAUGAUUGAUGGAAUAUUUGUUUUUAAUAAAAGAAAUUGACAACAUUCGA